Messenger RNA from Leucoraja erinaceus (little skate), 1226 nucleotides. Its product is annotated as alpha-1,4-N-acetylglucosaminyltransferase-like. The coding region runs from base 25 to 1071 and encodes 348 amino acids. Gene Ontology annotation, molecular function: acetylglucosaminyltransferase activity. The record is from RefSeq and is a predicted model, not a curated record. NCBI's taxonomy places the organism in Eukaryota, Metazoa, Chordata, Chondrichthyes, Rajiformes, Rajidae. Gene Ontology annotation, biological process: protein O-linked glycosylation. The transcript is spliced from 2 exons.
CCUUUGGAGCCUCAUUGCCACACCAUGAUUCCUCAUUGCCACACCAUGAUUCCCAUUCAUCGCAUAUUUAGCCUUGUCUUCAUAAUUGGAGCUAGUGUUCUGCUAUAUGUAAUUUGGCAUUUGAAAACACAACAAACUGUUCAAAAGAACAUGGUAAGAAUGUCACACGUGGAAGAUGAAGCUACCAUGGAGGAUCCUCGUCCACUCCUAAAUCCUGGGAUUAUGUUUGUGGAAACGUCAGACAACCUGGAGCUGAAGCCAUUGGUGAUGUGCUCAGUGGAGUCUACUGCUCGUCAAAACCCAGAUAAAACAAUCUAUUUCUUCAUGAAGGGGUUCAGUGGCAACUUGAGCCAAUAUCCAGAGCCUAAGUACAGACUCAUCCCGUUGCUCUCCUCAAUGAAGAAUGUUGUCCUUCUCCCUUUAAAUGCUAACGAACUGUUUGAUGAUACUUCAUUGAAUACCUGGUAUCAAAAGGUAAACCCAAAAGAGGAGAGGUAUUGGCUCAAUGUAUUUGCUGAUGGCUGUAGAUUUGCACUGUUGUGGAAGUACGGGGGCAUCUACCUGGACACUGACAUUAUAUCAAUGAAGUCUAUCCCAUUUGGCAACUUUACAUGUCCAGAGAACUCAGAUUAUAUCAGUGUGGGUGCAAUUGGUUUCUCUCACAGGUACCAUCCUUUUCUUUGGAAUUGCAUGAAAGAUUUUGUUGCCAACUACAAUGGAGCUAUUUGGGGUCAACAAGGUCCUCAACUAAUUACCCGUGUGAUGAAGAGAUGGUGUCAGAUAGAUAACAUUGGUGCCUUUAUUGGCAAAGAAUGCAACAACAUCUCUUUAUGGAUCACUGAUCGAUUCUACCCCAUCCCAUGGUCGGCUUGGGAGAAAUACUUUGCUCCCUGGAAAAUGAAAGACGUGGAGCGUAUACUUUCAGUUUCGUAUGGAGCGCAUGUCUGGAAUUUUAUGAAUUCCAGCAGAAAAAAGAAAGUAAUUGCUGGAAGUGGAUCAUUAAUUGAACAUUUUUUCCAGUUAUAUUGUCCAACUACAUACAGGAAUUUAAAUCAAUUGAAUAAUAUUUAGGACUUUGUAUUAUGCAAUGAGCGAAAUAACUAAACCAACAGACCUUUUAAAAGUCACAAUGUAAAAUAUGCAUAAAACACAUUUGAGGACUAUUAAAAUUUGUGAGACGCACUGUUAUCCUUAUUUUUUCUGACCUGGAUACACUACAAUUCCCA